AUGGCCUCGUCGACGUACUCGGCGACGCCGCAGCCGCCGCAGCGCAUCCGCAUCGUCACACACCCUCCCCUCGCCCCGCUCCGCGCAUGGCUGCCCUUGCCGCACGGCGGCGGCAGUGGGACGGUGGCCGACCUGCUGCACGGCGUCCAGGGGCUCAUGAAGGACGACAGGGCGCUCGAGGCGGAGCUGCAGGGGUUCGCGCUGCUGCCAGACUCGCCGCUGAGCGUGCUAGAUCCGGUGAACGACAUUCUUGACAUCAAACUCGCCUCAGACCAGCCCCACCUCCCCGCCCAAGCCGCCCGCGACCUCUCCUCCGCCUCGCGCAUUCCCCUUCCCCAAUCCCCAGCUCGCCAGUCCUCCCCUUCUUCCUCUUCCGACUCGAGCGUUGACGACAAGCCUGAGGUAUGGCCGACCAAGCGGCCCGUGACGAAUGGCGAGACGGCCGUACCGAAUGGUCGGCCGACGAAGCGACGGAGAACGAGCGUUAGCUCGGCUUCGUCCUCGUCUUCCAACUCGUCCAGCUCUUCCGACAGCGACAGCGACUCGGACUCGUCGUCCGAUUCCGCUUCGUCCAGCUCCUCCUCCGAUUCUUCGUCCGACUCCGACUCUUCCGACUCGCCAGACUCACAACCGCAUAAACUCGCUACCAACGGCAUUGUGAUCGCUACAGUACCACCCGGGCAGGGCAAGCACCGGACAAAGAGGCGUAACGAGCGGAAACGGAAGCUGAGGCGGGCGAAGGCGCAGGAGAAGGCUGGUGGUGCUGGUGUGAAUGGCGGCGGGUUGGCGGCGGGAGGCGCGACUGGCGAUGCGGAGAAGGUGGAUGCGAUGCAGGUGGAUGAGGUGGAGAGAAAUGGGCCGGUGACUUCGAAGGUCUCGCCCAAGAAGCCGGCUGUCGCCGAAGCUGCCCCUCCCGCCGCGGCAAAACCAGCUCGCAGCAAGCCCUCCCUCGACCCCUAUGCCGGCUUCCACUCCGCUCCUCCCGCGCAUUUCCCGAAGCCCUCCCAUCGCCCCUCCCCCGCUUCAUCCGUCUCAACAGGCCGCGAACCCGGCAUCUCCCUCAUCGGCCCAGGCGGCGGUCGAAACGGGCGCUACAACCGCUCGAAAAAGGGCGGGAACGAGUACUUUGACUCGCCGCAGCCUGCGUAUCCCGGUGCGAGGGCGCCAUUACCGCCGGGGAGAGAGAUGCGGUCGAAGAGUCCGGAGUAUAGGCCUACUUCGCCGAAUGUUACGUACGAGACGCUUCUUGCCGACUCAGACGCGGCGGCUUCGCCAGCACCUGCGGCACAGUCGAUCAUCCCGCCUGCAACCCCGACCGACAAACUCGAACAAGCUCCCCCCGCCCCCUCGAAACCCUCCUUCAUCCCGCCUAGCAAGCGUACCGACCUCCCUCCUCACAUGAUCGUCACGAAAGUCGAUGUCGAAGGGAAGAAGUGGCAGCCUGGAUUGGGGAGGGUGAUCAAGGGGACUAGUCGGGAUUGGGUUGAGCCCGCCGCGGAGGAGGUGAUGGAGAGCGAGGUCGAGAGUGGUAAGGAGGGAGUGGGGGAGUGGAAGGGCUGGAUGGAGGUUGGAGAGGUCGAGAAGCGCUGGGAUGGGUUGAGGAGAGUGGAGAAGUUGCAGGUUCGGCCUGGCAUGCGGGUUGCGACACAGGUCUUCGAGCUCGACAUGACGACGUUCCAGCCGACCAUCUCGCUCAAAUACGGACGCCUGCUCCCCUCUUCACCCGAAAACCCCUCCUCUCUGCGCAUCCAGCUUCACCCGUCCUGCGUCCCGCCCACCGAAGACGCCGACGAGUCCUACGAAGGCGCUGCAGUGGAGGAUGCGGCGUUCUAUGAGGACGAGUGGGCCCCGAAACCCAAGUUUGGGCAGGACUUGGUCGACUCUGCGGCGCUGGAGGAGGCGGACCCGAGUGUGUGGGAGGGCGAGUGGGACGGUGCGGAUGUGCGUGUGGUUGCGUAA
This is a messenger RNA of Rhodotorula toruloides NP11, 1959 nucleotides long. RefSeq lists its product as uncharacterized. The record is from RefSeq and is a predicted model, not a curated record. The transcript is spliced from 5 exons. Lineage: Eukaryota; Fungi; Basidiomycota; Microbotryomycetes; Sporidiobolales; Sporidiobolaceae. Bases 1 to 1959 code for a protein of 652 amino acids.